This is a messenger RNA of Grosmannia clavigera kw1407, 777 nucleotides long. RefSeq lists its product as uncharacterized. NCBI's taxonomy places the organism in Eukaryota, Fungi, Ascomycota, Sordariomycetes, Ophiostomatales, Ophiostomataceae. Bases 1 to 777 code for a protein of 258 amino acids. The record is from RefSeq and is a predicted model, not a curated record. The transcript has 2 exons.
AUGGCUACUUGUGUCAGCUGCAAGGAACUCUUGGUGUUCGUCGACGCGGACCCCGAAACGGCGGCCGACGAGGAGAUCAUCCCUGACGACCUCCUCCUCCCGCAAUGCCUCCUGGAUGAAGCUGCCCAAGUGGCCACCUCGUUCAGCUGCCCGUCAUGUAGGACGAACCUCUCCGCGACGCCUCCUCCUGCUGCUUCUUCUUCGUCGUCGUCUAGCUUGCUGCCACCUAGCGGUGUCCAGAUCCUCACACGCUAUGUCAACGAGGGCGGGCUGCAGGAGAACUAUGACAUAUAUCCAGACCUCGCCGAGGAGGCCUACCUCCAGGUCCAUCCAGAGGCGCGCCCAGCUCGGGCAUUUCUGACCAUGUGUGCCGCUGGCGACGUCAUGGGUAUCGUCGGCCUUUUCUCUGAGGAUGAGGAGGAUGAGACGGAAGAGGACGAGCAAGACAGCACCUCGAAGCUUUCUCCCGAAUUGCUCCUACGCUACCAGGACCCACUGGGUCGGCUACAGAGCGGACUGCACCUAGCCGUCGAGAAGGAGCAGGAGGAAGUGCUGUACCUCCUGCUCUUCCUCUCGUCCCAGCUUCCCUUGGACGCCUUCCCGCCUGCUGUGCUGCAGUCGGCUGAGCAGAUUGGGCUAGUUCGGCCGCCAUCGAUCUCGUCACAUGCUGACAUCCGCACGCUACAAGACCAGGGCGGCGAGACGGCGGCGAUGUAUGCGUCAAGGAAAGGCGGUCAGUGGGCUGCUAUUGCGCAGACCGGGCUCUUGUCGGCGUAA